Molecule: messenger RNA, 381 nt
Organism: Sphaerodactylus townsendi
Lineage: Eukaryota; Metazoa; Chordata; Lepidosauria; Squamata; Sphaerodactylidae
Product: huntingtin-interacting protein K-like
Exons: 1
Coding region: 61-381 (106 amino acids)
Source: RefSeq, a predicted model, not a curated record
GGCGCGCUUCCGGAAGUCCGUCACCGCGGGCGACGGAAGCGGCGGCCGGCGGAGCGAGCGAUGGCGGCGGAGGGCGAUGUGGAGCUGGAGCUGGAGGCGGAGCCCAACGGGUCGGCGAGCGGCGGCGAUGGGGGCCGCCCGGCCGAGAAGCCGCGGAAGCACGACAGCGGCGCGGCCGACCUGGAGCGCGUCACCGACUACGCGGAGGAGAAGGAGAUUCAGAGCUCCAACCUGGAGACGGUGCGCGCGCGCAUGCGCCCCCGAGGGGACCGGGCCGGCCGGCCGGCCGGGGGGUGGGGGUGGAGGGGCGCUUCCGCUCUUUGGGGGCUAAUUUCACUAAUGACCCUUCCAGAUGAACCAGGUCUCUCUUACCCUGGUUGA